AAAAGAAAAGGCCAAAAAACGAAACCCCUCCCCCUCACUCUGAUCGACUUGACCUUCUCAAUUCGCUCCCCCGCCAGCAGCUCGCACUCGUCUCCCACCUUCUUUCUCUCUGCAAUUUCCCCCAAAGUCCCCCCUAGAUAUUUUUUUCCGUCUGGAGUUUCUUUCUCCCAUCUCUCUCCCUUUCAGGAUUCUCACAUCACAGGUUUGUCGAGCUGUUCUUUUGUUGCUCUACUGCGUCGCGGGAGUUUCCCCCCCGGUGGAGUGGGCUUGAGCUAAAGGAGAUCUGGAUCAGCGGCGGGGUGAAUUCAGCGAGCGUUCUGAAGCGCCAGAACGGGUUGAAUCGACGAAAGUAGUGAAGAAAGACGGUUUGCAGGGGGAGGAGGAGACGGUGAAGAUGAGUGAAGGCCAGAAGUUCCAGUUGGGGACGGUGGGUGCUUUGAGCUUGUCGGUGGUCUCGUCUGUCUCCAUUGUCAUAUGCAACAAGGCGCUGAUCAGCACUCUCGGUUUUACUUUUGCCACGACAUUAACAAGCUGGCAUCUUUUGGUCACUUUUUGCUCCCUUCACGUGGCGUUAUGGAUGAAGUUGUUUGAACACAAGCCUUUUGAUGCAAGAGCUGUAAUGGGAUUUGGCAUAUUGAAUGGGAUUUCCAUUGGACUUUUAAAUCUUAGCUUGGGUUUCAAUUCUGUUGGUUUCUACCAGAUGACAAAAUUAGCAAUCAUCCCGUGCACUGUCCUGCUGGAGACCCUGUUCUUCAGAAAACUAUUCAGUCGAAAUAUCCAGUUUUCACUGCUGAUCCUCCUUCUCGGUGUUGGAAUUGCAACUGUGACUGAUCUACAGCUUAAUAUGUUGGGCUCUGUCUUAUCACUGCUUGCAGUUCUUACUACCUGCAUUGCUCAGAUUAUGACAAAUACCAUCCAGAAGAAGUUCAAAGUUUCGUCAACCCAGCUUUUGUAUCAAUCUUGCCCCUAUCAGGCAUUAACUCUGUUCAUCGUUGGUCCAUUUCUAGAUGGGCUCCUAACCAACCAAAAUGUUUUUGCUUUCAAGUACACCCCUCAAGUCCUGUUCUUCAUCGUACUCUCCUGCUUGAUAUCAGUCUCUGUAAAUUUCAGUACAUUUCUGGUAAUUGGAAAGACAUCUCCAGUCACCUAUCAGGUCCUUGGUCACCUAAAAACAUGCCUAGUAUUGGCCUUUGGCUAUGUACUGCUUAAAGACCCGUUUAGCUGGAGGAACAUUUUAGGUAUCCUUGUUGCUGUAGUUGGGAUGGUGCUGUAUUCCUACUGUUGCACGUUGGAGACCCAGCAGAAGCCCCAAGAACCAUCAGCCAAACAGCCUGAGCAGGGCAAUGAAAAUGAAUCGGACCCUCUCUUAAAUGCGGAAAAUGGAAGUGUAAUGACAGGCGAUGGUGGUGCAAUAAAAGCCCCUGCAUGGAAGUCAAACAAGGACCUGCACGCAUGAAGGCUGCGCCCCUCAUGUUCUGCAGCGCGGAUAUAUUCACCCCGAAUGUAGAGGGAACCCGUAGACUGAAUUGAAUCCAGCGAUGAAGAUGUUGCUGGAGAAAGGGGGUGUCCAUGUGUUGAUGAUGACAUAGGAGCAGAGAGCAAGUUGGCAGACCACUCUGAAGAUCGUUACUUUAUUUUUAUCUAUGGGUAGACUUUGAAAAGAGUUGGGAAGGAAAAUGUGGCGUUGAUAUAGUAAUUUUUUUACUGAUUAGUCUUUUGUAUGGAAUCAGGCAGGGAGCUUGAGAAUGAGAGCAUGGUGGCAGAAUCGGAUUCAUUAAAUCUUAUACUGUUAGUUCCUUACGGACUGGAUAAAUUUCUACGAUGUAGUUCUUUCUUGAUAAAAUGGACUAUUCCCUAUCAAUCAGUAGGGGGGACUCUUUUGGCUGCGAAGACAGAGUAGCCAAUUGAGGCAUGGCGUCGAGUUCACUUUGGGUUAAGUGUUAUUUUAUUUGAAUAGGAG
Molecule: messenger RNA, 1960 nt
Organism: Linum tenue
Lineage: Eukaryota; Viridiplantae; Streptophyta; Magnoliopsida; Malpighiales; Linaceae
Source: the annotation of a GenBank genome assembly